AGUAUGGAACAAGUUAUUGGGAGGCAUAGUCUACACCCGGAUAACCCAGUGAAACUAAACACGGAGAGCAUAAACCAACCAUCUUUCGAGAUGCAGCUCGAGAAUUGUAGAUAUGCAAUGCUGUGCAAGGAAGUUGCAGAAAAGUCCCAUGAAUUGAGGAAACUAAGAGGACAAGAGCUCCAAGGACUUGAUAUAGAAGAAUUAAUGAAACUGGAGAAGUUGCUUGAAGGAAAAUUGAGCCGCGUCCAAAAAAUAAAGGGUGAUAAAGUUUUGAAAGAGAUAGAUGCUCUUAAGAAAAAGGUAGCCCAGUUGAUGGAAGAGAAUGCGCAGUUGAGAAUCUUGAGACAGCAAACCAUGAUCAUAUCUGAUGGUGAAACGAAUGUACUUCCACAAGGCUAUUCACCGCAGUCUAUUCUCGACUACAGUCUCUCAGCUGAUCCUCCUCUGGGCCACUGCGCUUCAGACACUUCCCUCAAGCUGAGCCUACCUUUUCCAAACUGAAUUUAACUAGGUGGUGGAGGAGAUUAUUGGCAAGGAAUAAAUAUUCUCGUUUGGAGUUCGGGGUGGCUGGCCAAGUAUAUAAAUAAAUCGAAGAAUUGAAAUGAGAUUAGAAGAUAAAUUUGAGAACCAGAAGAAUGCAAUUAUCUAGCAGAUGAUUAACUUGCAGGCACAUAUAUUAUCGAUGCAUGAUUUGUUAUGCUAAUAUUUUCUAGACUUUUUCUAUAUGUAAUGUAUGUCUUUAUUUUUGUAAUUAAUCGAUCAUUUAAUUGAGUGUUGACUUGUUUUGUGUGGAAAAUUUCCUCAUAUCCAUUAAAAAAAU
This is a messenger RNA of Ilex paraguariensis (yerba mate), 820 nucleotides long. Lineage: Eukaryota; Viridiplantae; Streptophyta; Magnoliopsida; Aquifoliales; Aquifoliaceae. The record is from the annotation of a GenBank genome assembly.